GGGGCUCCCCCUGCCCGCGCCCCGGAGAUGAGGCGAAGAUGUCGGUGUCAGGGCUCAAGGCCGAGCUGAAGUUCCUGGAGUCCAUCUUCGACAAGAACCACGAGCGGUUCCGGAUCGUCAGCUGGAAGCUGGACGAGCUGCACUGCCAGUUCCUGCUGCUGCCGCCGGGCAGCCCGCACCCGCCGCCGCUCACCAUCCACUGCAAUAUCACGGAAUCCUAUCCGUCUUCAUCACCAAUAUGGUUUGUGGAAUCGGAUGACCCAAAUUUAGCAUCAGUUCUGGAACGUCUUGAAGACAUCAAAAAGAGCAACACCUUGCUUCUUCAGCAACUCAAGAGGUUAAUAUGUGACCUCUGCAGAUUAUACAACCUUCCUCAGCAUCCUGAUGUCGAGAUGCUUGAUCAGCCACUGCCUUCGGGUCAGAAUGGGACAACAGAUGAAGUUACUUCAGAAGAAGAGGAAGAAGAAGAUAUGGGUGAAGACAUUGAGGACUUAGAUCACUAUGACAUGGAGGAAGAAGAGCCUGUGGGCUCGAAGACGUCUGAGGAUGAAGGCAUUGAGAAGGAAGACCUGGCGACGUUAGAGAGGAUCAGGAGGAGUCAGAGGCAAGGCCGCCUCAAUGGUGCAGUGUCUGGGUCAGUACAGGCUUCAGACAGACUCAUGAAAGAGCUCAGGGAUAUAUAUCGAUCACAGAGUUAUAAAACAGGAAUUUAUUCAGUGGAGCUUGUAAAUGACAGCUUAUAUGAGUGGCAUGUUAAACUUCUCAAAGUUGAUCCUGACAGUCCAUUACAUCACGAUCUUCAGGUCUUAAAAGACAAAGAAGGUGUAGAAUACAUUUUGCUUAACUUUUCUUUUAAGGAUAACUUCCCUUUUGACCCGCCUUUUGUUCGUGUGGUGGCUCCUGUCCUCUCAGGAGGGUACGUGUUGGGUGGCGGUGCUUUAUGCAUGGAACUUCUCACAAAACAGGGCUGGAGUAGUGCCUAUUCAACAGAGUCGGUCAUCAUGCAGAUCAACGCCACUUUAGUCAAAGGAAAAGCCAGAGUACAGUUUGGAGCUAAUAAGAAUCAGUAUAAUCUAGCAAGAGCACAGCAGUCCUAUAAAUCCCUAGUACAGAUACAUGAGAAAAAUGGCUGGUACACACCUCCAAAGGAAGAUGGUUAAGUGGAUGAACCAUUCUUUGCCUGGACCGCUGUCACUAUAAUGAAAUUCUUGCCAGCAGACAGUAAGCUACAAGUGCCCCUAUAAACAGCCGUACAGAAGACUUUAGCUAUUAAAUUUGUUAGUGGAUAAAAUGUUAUUUGACAUCCAGUGUAGGUUACAGCCUUUCCAUUCUGCUCAUCACAGUUAUCUUGGACUGAGCAGUUUGGGCCCUUUUUUUGGACCAUUUCUUCCCAUCUCCCUUUCAUUGAAAGUGAAACCUCUAAAGCAGGCAAGUCAGCAGCUUCAGUUACACGUGAGCAAGCACACACACGUUAGAUGAAUUGCAGUGGGGUUUGAGAUUCUUACCUUUCAUAGGAUAACGGACUACAAAGACUUGCAACAUAUGGUUUCAUUUAAAGCCAGUAAAAUUUCAAACAUUGUUUAAUACUGUUUUAGAGAUUUCAGGUCUUAUAAAAUCACAGGUUUGGUUUUUGUUUUGGUUUUUUUUCUGGUCUAAAAUGAAAACAUUUAUAGUAUUGCCCAAUUAAUAGGAAACCCCACAUAAAUGUUGUCAUUACACUUUUUAAAAAUGGCUGCAUGAAGAUAUGAACUGUUUCUCAAAGAGAUGCUUGUGAUUGGACUAUGUUGUACUCGAGCAGAGCAAGGCUGUGCCAAUUACAAACUUGGAGCUCGGCAUUUCCACUGGGGCCUUGGUCUUGCCGGGCUAGACCUGUUAUUCAUGGGUUCAAUUGAUCUUACAAAGAGGAGCCACAAUAGAAAGCUUGAAGCUAUUUAAAAUACUAAAAAGCCGUUGGGGAUGUUCCAUUUAUUAUUAACGGGGUGUUGCAAUCAUUUGUAAACUAAUGAACUUCUAAAGUGAUUGGCACAAGAAAACUCAGUCUUUGAGCAAACUCUCAUACAUCAGAGAGCAAAAAGACAUCACUUGUGAAUAAUCUCAAAGUAAUGUUGCCGGAGUUGUAGCCGUGUUAAAAGACUGAAGGAAACAUACACGUGAUGUGAAUGCUUUUUCUCUUUCUUAGAAAAUGGUAUGAAUUGGUGUAAUGUCUUCAUUUUAUUGCCUUACUUGACCACUUCUAUUUGGUUACUAACAGACCUUUUGUACCCCAGGUUUAAAUUAAAGGUAUGAUUUAAGUAUUAAGCACUUUUUAAAAGAAACCCAGGAGCAGCACAUCUUCGUAUUCCAUACCUGUCAGUUGAAACAUGAAAUGGUUUUUUUCUUAUCAGGCAUUUGCUUUAAGAUCAAAUUUUUAGCUUUGAAAACCACUUCGGAAAGACUUGGCACUACUUCUGAUAUCUUGUUUUUAAUUACCUUUUAGGUUGUAUGUUGUUUGUUCUUCGUUUUAAAUUAAAGGUAGAUGAAGAUGUCCUAGCCUCCUUGUUUAUUUGGUUCUGUUUGUAUAAAGUCCUGCUAUCUUGUUGCUCAGAUAACAGCCUUAAAUGUUAAGGCAGAUCUCUUUUUAAGCAUUUUAAAGUUCCUUAAACCUGAGGCUAAAAUAUUGAAUACAUUAUUGAAUUCUUUAAUACUCAGAUGGAUAACAGGUUGACAGCUGUGCAUUUGGCAUGCUUAGUUUUGGAUUCCAUUUUUCAUUGCAGAAUUAUUUGGCAAUGUAAAGUCAAUUUGUAAACUUGCAUCAAGUUUAUGAAUAA
Molecule: messenger RNA, 2807 nt
Organism: Vombatus ursinus (common wombat)
Lineage: Eukaryota; Metazoa; Chordata; Mammalia; Diprotodontia; Vombatidae
Gene: UBE2Q2
Product: ubiquitin conjugating enzyme E2 Q2
Exons: 13
Coding region: 39-1160 (373 amino acids)
Molecular function (GO): protein binding
Source: RefSeq, a predicted model, not a curated record